AUGAUUGUGUCCAAUACGAUACCGGCAAAAAACCUUAGCGUUCUGUACGAACAGUCCAUGAAGAAUGUGGUUGGUGAAGAACAGAAAGGAGACUUGGCUAGCAGAAUUGCAAUAUUCGGUCACGAAGCCGAGAAGACGACUACAAAAGCUCCAACAAGUACGGUGGCAUUACACACAUCGACGACGUCAUUGCCAUCUUCAGCGAGUACAGCUCCAACACGCACAGCGACUGUGGCAACACCGACAAAAGUGGUGCCAGUAUCAACAACAUCAGUACUGACAUCGCUAGUCACAGCCCCCGUGAAUGCCACUACAGUACAUUCUCUAUCGACAACGGCACCGACAACGUCACCCGCAACAGCACUAGCGAGCACUGCUACAGCACAGGCCUUGACAACAACAGCAUCCAUCUCAACAGCUACGUUGACGACUUCGACGGCUGCAGUUCUCACAAACAGCUCUACUGCAGCGACUGUGAUAACUGAGCAGCCUGCUUCGACUCCGAUCAGCGAAUUUCCGACGAGUCCCAGUACAGUACCGGUGUCGACGGCUACACAGCCUGCUUUGACUUCUACGAGCUAUGUUCCAAUAAGCUUCAGUACAUUACCGACAUCUACAGAAACCCGUUCGGUGACCGCAUUAUCGACCUCGAUGACGGCAUUCCUGACAAACACCACUACAGCACAGGCCUCGACAACUGCAUUGCUCGAAUCGACAAGCACACUGCAAUCCAGUACAGUAUCGAGUUCAGCAACUACAGAAACUACUUUAACGCCUAAGGCUUCUACAUUAACGACAUCGGCGGCACCCCUAACAAACACUACUGCAGCAGAAACCCAUACAACUGCACCUCUCGAAUCGACAAGCACACUGCAAUCCAGUACAGUAUCGAGUUCAGCAACUACAGAAACUACUUUAACGCCUAAGGCUUCUACAUUAACGACAUCGGCGGCACCCCUAACAAACACUACUGCAGCAGAAACCCAUACAACUGCACCUCUCGAAUCGACAAGCACACUGCAAUCCAGUACAGUAUCGAGUUCAGCAACUACAGAAACUACUUUAACGCCUAAGGCUUCUACAUUAACGACAUCGGCGGCACCCCUAACAAACACUACUGCAGCAGAAACCCAUACAACUGCACCUCUCGAAUCGACAAGCACACUGCAAUCCAGUACA
Messenger RNA from Cooperia oncophora, 1179 nucleotides. NCBI's taxonomy places the organism in Eukaryota, Metazoa, Nematoda, Chromadorea, Rhabditida, Trichostrongylidae. The record is from the annotation of a GenBank genome assembly.